Molecule: messenger RNA, 933 nt
Organism: Radiomyces spectabilis
Lineage: Eukaryota; Fungi; Mucoromycota; Mucoromycetes; Mucorales; Radiomycetaceae
Product: X-domain of DnaJ-containing-domain-containing protein
Exons: 5
Coding region: 1-933 (310 amino acids)
Source: RefSeq, a predicted model, not a curated record
AUGUCCCGGAUAGGCACAGACGAGAAUCCUAUCGAUAAGUCUUAUUACGAAUUACUCGACACUUACCAUCCCGAUAAAAACCAAAGUGAAGGAGCCGAAGAAAAGUUUAAAGAAAUUUCGGAAGCGUACCAGGUGUUAUCGGAUCCGCAAUUGCGAGCUCACUAUAACAAAUAUGGCAAGGAUAAGGACUUGGCACCUGACGGCGGAUUUUCGGAUCCCCGUGAAUUCUUCCAGCAGAUGUUUGGUGGUGACGCUUUCAGAAGUAUCAUUGGCGAUCUUGCUAUGGGCGAACUGUUUAGCGAGUCCAUGGAACAAGACAUGCAGGAGACAGGACAGGAUGUUACUGCAGGCAAACCAGAGAAAUCCAAGCCUGGUAUGACCAAAGAGCAAAGAGAAAAGCUUCAACAAGCCCAAAAGGAACGAGUGAAAAAGUUGGCCGAGAACCUUAUCCACAAGCUCUCAUUGUACACCGACAGCAGUGAAGGCGAUGAAGCGGCGGCGGCGGCAUUCCAGGAACAGAUUAAAAUCGAAGCCGAGAAAUUAAAAUCGGAAAGCUACGGCAUUGAACUGUUGCAUACCAUUGGCUAUGUCUAUUCCAGCAAAGCGAAACAUCAUCUCGGUAUGAAAGGAGGCGAACUGCCGAGCAUCUUCCAGGCAUUGCGACAAAAGAAACAUUACAUGAAGGAGUUGUGGUCGGUUGUAAAGUCAGCCAUGGAUAUGCAAGCCGUCGGGGAAAUGCUCGAGAAAGCUGAAAAGGAAGGCAUGGAUCAGGCCGAACGUUUAAAGCUUGAAGAGGACGCCAGCAAUAAGACUGUCAGCAGCAAAGUUCGCUACAAACGCGCCGAGGCGUUGCGCAUGGUGGGAUAUAUCUACAAGCAUGCUGACCCUGAUAAACCGGUGUCGGAACUAGUGAUGAAAACAAAAAAGAAAUAG